Molecule: messenger RNA, 1719 nt
Organism: Vicia villosa (hairy vetch)
Lineage: Eukaryota; Viridiplantae; Streptophyta; Magnoliopsida; Fabales; Fabaceae
Product: autophagy-related protein 18b
Exons: 11
Coding region: 116-1219 (367 amino acids)
Biological process (GO): protein lipidation; autophagy of mitochondrion; protein localization to phagophore assembly site
Cellular component (GO): phagophore assembly site membrane; extrinsic component of membrane; cytosol
Molecular function (GO): phosphatidylinositol-3,5-bisphosphate binding; phosphatidylinositol-3-phosphate binding; protein binding
Source: RefSeq, a predicted model, not a curated record
UCUAAGUUAUCUAUCUUACGUUUGACUCGAAGGAAGGUGUUCCCUAACGAUGAUCAUUGUUACGCACACAACAAAACAACGAAAGAAGAAAAACAAUCAUUAAGCAAUCAAUCCAAUGUCUUCAUCAUCAUCAUCACCGACUCCCGUUCUCUGCGCUUCUUUCAACCAAGACAAUAGUUGCUUUGCAAUUGGAACCAAAGAUGGUUUCAGAAUAUUUGAUACCAAUACAGGAAAACUCUGUUAUGAAAGAGCUGUUGGUGCCUUCUCUAUUGUUGAGAUGCUGUUUACUUCAAGUCUUCUUGCUAUUGUUGGUGCUGGUGAUCAGCCAUCUUUGUCGCCUCGCCGUCUAUGUUUAUUCAAUACUACUACUGGAGCUCCUCUUAGAGAAUUGAACUUUCUUACUUCAAUAUUAGCUAUUCGCAUGAAUCGAAAAAGACUCAUUGUCAUUUUACAAGACAAAGCAUAUGUGUAUGACAUAAAUAGCCUUUUAAUCUUGGACACUUUCGACACGGUGCCAAAUAGUAAAGGACUCUGUGCUUUUUCCCCUAGUUUGGAUGCUUGCUACAUGGCUCUUCCCGCUAGCACCACAAAAGGAUCUGCAUUGUUGUACAAUGCUAUGGAUUGUAAUUUACACUGUGAGAUUGACGCUCAUCGUUCACCACUGGCUGCAAUGGUCUUUUCUUCAAACGGAAUGUACAUAGCUACUGCAUCUGAGCAAGGAACCUUAGUCAGAGUCCAUUUGGUGUCAGAUGCAACAAAGUCAUAUAGCUUCCGAAGGGGUUCAUAUUCAUCUACUAUAUUUUCUCUUUCAUUUGGGCCAUCAAAGCAGCUUCCCGAUAUUCUAGCAGCCACUAGUUCUUCUGGUUCUAUUCAUCUUUUCACUCUCGGAUUUGUUUCACAUCCAAGGAGCAAGAGAUCAAGUGGUUUUCUCGGAUCAAUAAUUCCCGAUGCUGUGAAUGAUGUGCUAGAUCCUUCUUAUCAUCAUGUUCUUCAUAAUGCCGUUCCUGCAGGAGUCAAAAGCUCUGCCGUCAUUUGCAAGGUUGAGAAUGUUACAGACACCUCAUCAUCUGAACUUUUAGCUUGUAGGGCGAGCAUGUGUGUGAUAAGUUACAAUGGCUACUUUCAAGAAUAUAACUUAAGCAUUGAUGCUCAGAAAAUGUCUUGGUCUUUAGAGCGCGAAACCAAUCUUUUGACUGUGACCAUGGAUAAAGUUCUAUAAGUAGAAGAAUACUAAGUGCCAACAUUUGGUGAAACUUUCCAAAGCUACCAUUGCUUCCAAGCCAACAUCAAGUGCUUAUUUAGAGAAAUGUCCAAACUCACUCUAGACCAUAGCUGCUUCCAACAUGAAUGUGUUAUGUGAAGGAAAUCAUGAUCCUAGAUUAAUUACUGAAAUGUAUAGAAAAGUGACAAUGUAAAGUAAUUUUACAUUACUCUCCUAUAAUGUCAUAGGAGUGAUAGAUUUGGUCAUUAACAUAAAAAGUUAAACUAAUAAUUUAUUUUUGAGCGGUAAAACGGCAAGCAACAAAAGUUUGGGAAAUAUUUAUCCGGGAAAUUAUCGUCUCCACAGGGACUAGUGCAUUGAACUGCCGUUCAAUAGUUUUCACAGUUAUGAGUUUGAAUUGAAUUGGUAAAAAGUAAAUAUGGGAAUUAAACAUAUGAACAAUAAAGAAUACAUUCUUUGGAGAGGAGAAACUAUCAAGCAUGAAUUUACACUACUCA